Ictidomys tridecemlineatus (thirteen-lined ground squirrel) is the source of this 3545-nucleotide messenger RNA. The record is from RefSeq and is a predicted model, not a curated record. Lineage: Eukaryota; Metazoa; Chordata; Mammalia; Rodentia; Sciuridae.
ACACUUCCGCUGUUGGUACGUCACUUCCGGCGCGCCGGCCCGGGUACAUCCGGGUUCAGGCCGCCGCCGGGAAGGGCUUUUCACGGAGAGUGCGGAGCUGCGUUCGGUUCGCUGAGCGGCUCUUAGAGCAACUGGCUAUGUCUCUGUCCCACUUGUACCGGGACGGGGAAGGCCACAUGGACGAUGAUGACGAUGAGCGAGAGAACUUUGAGAUCACCGACUGGGACCUCCAGAAUGAGUUCAACCCCCACCGGCAGCGCCACUGGCAGACCAAGGAGGAGGCCACCUAUGGGGUGUGGGCCGAGCGUGACUCGGAUGAGGAGAGGCCCAGUUUUGGAGGAAAACGGGCCCGCGACUACUCUGCGCCCGUCAACUUCAUCAGCGCAGGGCUCAAGAAAGGGGCGGCUGAGGAAGCAGUGCUGGAAGAUUCUGAGGAUGAAGAGAAACCAAUUAAGCAAGAAGACUUUCCUAAAGAUUUUGGACCAAAGAAGUUAAAAACGGGUGGCAAUUUUAAGCCCAGCCAGAAAGGUUUUGCAGGAGGAACCAAAUCUUUCAUGGACUUUGGCAGCUGGGAAAGACACACGAAGGGAAUUGGGCAGAAGCUUCUUCAGAAGAUGGGCUACGUCCCCGGGCGAGGUCUUGGGAAGAACGCACAGGGAAUCAUCAACCCCAUCGAAGCCAAACAGAGGAAAGGGAAAGGAGCCGUGGGGGCCUAUGGCUCAGAGCGGACCACGCAGUCCCUGCAGGACUUCCCUGUGGUGGACUCGGAAGAGGAAGCCGAAGAGGUAAGCGAAGGUGGGAGACCCGUGUCGUUUCUGCUCCUGCUCCAGGUCAUCGACAUGACGGGCCGGGAGCAGAAGGUCUACUACAGCUACAGCCAGAUCAGCCACAAGCACAAUGUGCCUGACGACGGGCUCCCGCCGCAGUCCCAGCUGCCACCCCUGCCCGGCAAGGAGGCCAAGGCCCCGGGCUUCGCCCUGCCCGAGCUGGAGCACAACCUGCAGCUGCUCAUCGACCUCACAGAGCAGGAGAUCAUCCAGAAUGAUCGGCAGCUGCAGUAUGAGCGAGAUAUGGUGGUGAACCUGUCCCACGAGCUGGAGAAGAUGACCGAGGUCUUGGAGCACGAGGAGCGCGUCAUCUCCAACCUGAGCCGGGUGCUGGAGAUGGUGGAGGAGUGCGAGCGGCGCAUGCAGCCCAGCUGCCCCAACCCCCUCACCCUGGACGAGUGUGCUCGCGUCUUCCAGACCCUGCAGGACAAGUACUACGAGGAGUAUCGCAUGUCAGACCGCGUAGACCUGGCCGUGGCCAUCGUCUACCCGCUCAUGAAGGACUACUUCAAGGAGUGGGAUCCCCUCAAGGACUGCACAUACGGCACGGAGAUCAUCUCCAAGUGGAAGAGCCUCCUGGAGAACGACCAGAUCUUGUCUCACGGCGGUCAGGACCUCUCUGCAGAUGCCUUUCACAGGCUCAUCUGGGAAGUCUGGAUGCCUUUUGUUCGAAAUAUCGUCAACCAGUGGCAGCCAAGAAACUGUGACCCGAUGGUGGACUUCCUGGACAGCUGGGUACACAUCAUCCCCGUGUGGAUCCUGGACAACAUCCUGGACCAGCUCAUCUUCCCCAAGCUGCAGAAGGAGGUGGACAACUGGAACCCCCUGACAGACACGGUCCCCAUCCACUCCUGGAUCCACCCGUGGCUGCCCCUCAUGCAGGCGCGGCUGGAGCCCCUCUACUCCCCCAUCCGCAGCAAGCUGUCCAGCGCCCUGCAGAAGUGGCACCCCAGCGACUCCUCGGCCAAGCUUAUCCUCCAGCCCUGGAAGGACGUCUUCACUCCCGGCUCCUGGGAGGCGUUCAUGGUCAAGAACAUCGUGCCCAAGCUGGGGAUGUGUUUGGGUGAGCUGGUCAUCAACCCCCACCAGCAGCACAUGGACGCCUUCUACUGGGUCAUCGACUGGGAGGGGAUGAUCUCCGUCUCUAGCCUGGUGGGGCUCCUUGAGAAGCACUUCUUCCCCAAGUGGCUCCAGGUGCUGUGCUCCUGGCUCAGUAAUGGCCCCAAUUACGAGGAGAUCACCAAGUGGUACCUGGGCUGGAAGUCCAUGUUCUCAGACCAGGUGCUGGCCCAUCCGUCUGUCAAGGACAAGUUUAAUGAAGCACUGGACAUCAUGAACAGGGCGGUGUCCUCUAAUGUUGGGGCCUACAUGCAGCCCGGAGCGCGGGAGAACAUCGCCUACCUCACCCACACGGAGCGGAGGAAGGACUUCCAGUAUGAGGCCAUGCAGGAGCGCCGCGAGGCCGAGAACAUGGCCCAGAGGGGCAUUGGUGUGGCUGCCAGCUCUGUGCCCAUGAACUUUAAGGACCUCAUAGAGACCAAGGCCGAGGAACACAACAUCGUGUUCAUGCCCGUCAUCGGCAAGCGGCACGAGGGGAAGCAGUUGUAUACCUUUGGCCGCAUCGUGAUCUACAUUGACCGGGGGGUGGUGUUUGUCCAGGGCGAGAAGACCUGGGUGCCCACCUCCCUACAGAGCCUCAUCGACAUGGCCAAAUAGACCAGAGAUGCGCCUCACAGAGGCGAUGUGCACGAACAGUGUUUCUGACCAUCUUUGAGGUCAGGCCAGGCCACCCGGAAGGACACUGCUUUAUAAGUACAUCAGUCCUGUUCUGAGUGCUGGGGUUAAACUCAGGGGUGCUUAACCACUGAACCACAUCCCCAGUUCCCUUUUUAAUAUUUUACUUAGGGACACGGUCUCAAGAGUUGCUUAGAGCCUCCUGAGCUGCUGGGAUGACAGGCAUGUGCCACUGCACUGGCUGACCAGUGUCGGUCUUCACACUGAGUUCUCAGGCUGUACAUCAUCCUCAAAACACGUCAGUUGGUGAGGUGCACUGUAGUGAGUGCAGGUCAACAGUGGGGUCUGUAGUUUUCUUCCUGAUGAUUUCAAGGUCCUCGCAGUCCUGAUACUCUGGUUCUUCCCGAAAUGCCCACACAUCCCUGGAGAGCUGUUCCAGCUUUUGUGCAGGGAACCAGUGAACGGAGGUGUCAUUAAAGGUGUCCGUGUACUGGGGAAUCUGAGGCAGCUCAAGUUCCUCCAGCCCUUCCAGAAUCUGAGCAGAAAAAUUCAAAUAUGACAUCAGUCACGCCAGUGCCUGUGCUUCUUGCUAAUUUUCAUUUUACUCACCACCCUGUUGUCCCUUGAAAAAAUAAGGAAUAGGAGACUACUGACUGCUCUAGCACAGGGCAUUGAUGCCCCUAGGACAGUGGUGUGCUGGGCAGUGACCCUGAUGGGCGAUCAGAAAACACCAAGGGGGUGCUGAAAUGUCACAGCUCUCUGGAACACACCCCCAUGGAGAGGGUUGCUGACAGUACAGUGCCGUCAGUGUCUCCACUGGCAGAGUGUCUACCUGGAGCAAAGCUGGACUCUCCACCGUGAGCAGGGGAGUGGUUCCACCCUCUUCCCGCCAGGCCCCUUUAUUCAGAUACCUUUGCAACAUAAGGGUAAUUUUUCUGCAGAAUCCUUGUCAACAACCUAGAAAUUAAAAUAAUACAAUUAUGA